Messenger RNA from Brenthis ino (lesser marbled fritillary), 1644 nucleotides. Lineage: Eukaryota; Metazoa; Arthropoda; Insecta; Lepidoptera; Nymphalidae. The record is from the annotation of a GenBank genome assembly.
AUGGCUACAGAAAACGUAUCAAGUAAAAAAGACAAAUCUGAGCAUCGUAAGACCAAAACAAAUAAAAUUUGCAAAGGAAUGCUGGUAAAUAUACUGAAAAGUAUAUAUUUUUUCUUGCGGCUUUACCUGGACAUGUUAGUGGACUACCUAUUCUCUCUGUACUGGGAUGAAUACCGUAAGCCUAUACCUGAUUUGGAGGAUAAACAUUAUAAUUUAAUGUUGAGUGCUGUAUCUCUAGCAGAGAAGAUCAGAAAAAAGGAGCUCAAAUCAGUUGACUUAGUCACAGCUUGUAUUGAAAGAAUCAAGCAGGUUAAUCCUAUUCUAAAUGCUGUGACAGAUGAAAGAUAUGAAGCUGCACUUCAAGAAGCUCGAGAAGUUGAUGAGAAGAUAGAAAAUGGACUGUCAGAGGAGGCAUUUAAGAAACAACCAUUUCUAGGGGUCCCAUUUACUGCUAAAGAGAGUCAUGCAGUAAAAGGCAUGUUACACACUCUCGGCGUAAAGUCGCGUAAAAACGAACGCGUGGACUACGAUGCAGAGUGUGUACGUCUCUUACGAGAGUCUGGAGCCAUACCCGUAGCUGUCACUAAUGUACCAGAGAUUAAUAAAUGGCAAGAAACAAACAACAUGGUGUUCGGGCGUACCAACAACCCAUAUCACACAGGACAUGUUGUGGGGGGCUCGAGUGGGGGGGAAGCCGCGCUCUGCGCCGCGCUGGCUUCUCCUAUAUCACUUUGCUCAGACAUUGGUGGCUCUACACGAAUGCCUGCCUACUUCUGUGGGCUUUUCGGCUACAAUUGCACCGCUGGGCACACAAGUUUGAAAGGUUCAGCUCUGCGCUCAGGACUGGACCCCACCAUGGCGUCGAUAGGCUUCGUCAGCAAACACUGCGAGGACCUGGCGCCUCUCGUGAAGAUCGUUGCGGGGGAGAAGGCGCAUUUGCUGGAUUUGGACAAGGAAGUCAAUGUUAAGACCCUCAAAUUCUACUAUGUGGAUAGUGUAAAAGACAUACGGAUAAGUCCACUCAACAGCGAUGUGAAGAAAACUAUGAACAAAAUCGUCACAAGACUGACACAGCAAGCGGUGUCGAUAGACAAAGUGCCAAAACCCUACUACCACCCGGGCUUCGACUACUGCUUCUCUCUAUGGCGACACGCCAUGACGAAGGAGACUGAGAAUUUUGCUAAAUUACUUACAAAUAACAAGGGCGUAGCCAACGGGCUGAUGGAGUUGGGUAAAAAGUUAAUCGGCAAAUCAGACUACACAAUGGCAGCAAUCUUCAAGCUGCUGGACGAUCAAGUGAUGCCGGCCACGCCGCCCGCCUGGGCCGAGCGCCUCACGCACAGCCUGGCUGAGGAUCUCGCUGAGACAUUAGGUGACAACGGAGUACUCCUGUUCCCGUCGGCGCCGAGCGCCGCGCCCGCGCACGGCGCGCUGUACCUGCGCCCGUACAACUUCGCUCUGUGGGGCAUUUUCAACACUAUACACUUCCCAUCUGUGCAGGUCCCCAUGGGUCUGAACGCGGCGGGGCUGCCGCUGGGCGUACAGGUGGUGGCGGCGCCGCGGCGCGACGCGCUGGCGCUGGCCGCGGCCGCGCACCUCGAGCAGCAGUUCGGCGGCUACGAGCCUCCCUGCAAGGUACUGCAC